Abrus precatorius (Indian licorice) is the source of this 1440-nucleotide messenger RNA. Its product is annotated as tRNA (guanine-N(7)-)-methyltransferase. The record is from RefSeq and is a predicted model, not a curated record. Bases 78 to 950 code for a protein of 290 amino acids. The transcript is spliced from 8 exons. Gene Ontology annotation, cellular component: tRNA methyltransferase complex. Lineage: Eukaryota; Viridiplantae; Streptophyta; Magnoliopsida; Fabales; Fabaceae. Gene Ontology annotation, molecular function: tRNA (guanine(46)-N7)-methyltransferase activity. Gene Ontology annotation, biological process: RNA (guanine-N7)-methylation; tRNA methylation.
AUUGAAAUAAAAAUUAAGCGAGAGAAGAUUUAGGGAGGAAGAGGAGAAGGAAGUUGAGAGAGCAACGAUAACGAUAAAUGGCAAUGCCCUGUUCCCGUUUCUUGCGACUGUCACCAUUUCUCGCCAUUCCAUUACCCUCGCCUUCCCUCUCUUUCUCUUCCAACUGCCACGUGUCAUCUUCUCCUCAACUCACAGUACACGACGACCACCAACAACCCCAUCUCCGUAGCUCACAGCUGGUGACAUUAGAAUAUGCCGACCUCAAUCUCUCUUACAACUUGGAUCUGGGUCACGUCAGGAUCAGGCAACAUGUUAAUCCCCUCAGCUCUUCUUUCUCCGUUCCUGCACAAGUACCAGAGUGGAACCAAGUCUUUGCAGACCCGACAUUGCCACUCAUGGUGGAUAUCGGAUGUGGCAGUGGCAGGUUCCUUAUGUGGCUCGCUAAAAGAAGUCACAAAGAGAGAAAUUUUUUGGGAUUGGAAAUACGGCAAAGGAUAGUCAAGCGUGCUGAGUUAUGGGUAAAAGAUCUAGCUCUUGAUAACAUACAUUUCUUGUUUGCAAAUGCCACAAUUUCUUUCAAGCAGUUGGUAGAAUCGUAUCCCGGGCCCUUGGUCUUAGUUUCAAUUUUGUGUCCAGAUCCACAUUUCAAAAAAAGACAUCAUAAAAGAAGAGUUCUGCAGAAGCCUUUGGUUGGUGCCAUAGUAGAUAAUCUAAUGCCCGGUGGACAGGUGUUUGUACAGUCUGAUGUGCUUGACGUGGCACUUGACAUGAGAAAUCAGUUUGAUGAAGUUGACUCACUCAAACACACUGAUGCUUUGAACCUGGAUAUGUUGUGUGACAAUGAGGGAUGGUUGUUAAGCAACCCCAUGGGGAUAAGGACUGAGAGAGAGAUUCAUGCAGAACUUGAAGGGGCAAAAAUCUAUCGAAGGUUGUACCAGAAGCAGAAAUGAUUUGUCAAGCUUGACAAGUUUUACCAACGGUUACUCUUCAACUGAGAAGCACAAGAGGAACCUGAUUCAUGUCAGACAUAAAUGGAAUGGAUGACUCUUGUCAGACACAUUGCACGCCACAUGGUACUUCAAAUCUUAACAGGACACUGUAUCUGAUGUGUCUGCUUUUCGUAGGUUCAACUGCAGCUAAAAAUCAUACAUGCUUUGGAAUGGUUAGCGAUAUUUUCUCUUUUGUGACUUGAUAUUUUCAUGGUGGAUUUUGUAACUAGGACUGAGAACUGAGAAGAACUGUGAUAGUGUGAUGUGUAAUCUCCUGUGUCAUGUUGCACGUAACAGGUUUAGGGCAUUGUAAUCUGGUGCUGCAGAUCUUUAGCACUGUUCAAAAUAUUUAUUUUCCAUAGUAACAAUUUGCUACAUAUACAGGGAAUAUUUCUGGAAUUGAAGCCUAAUGAUAUUGGAAUAGAACCUGAUAUUGCAAAGUUUUCUUCAG